Molecule: messenger RNA, 1775 nt
Organism: Vespa mandarinia (Asian giant hornet)
Lineage: Eukaryota; Metazoa; Arthropoda; Insecta; Hymenoptera; Vespidae
Product: prenylcysteine oxidase 1
Biological process (GO): prenylated protein catabolic process; prenylcysteine catabolic process
Molecular function (GO): prenylcysteine oxidase activity
Source: RefSeq, a predicted model, not a curated record
CGAUACGCAACGUCAAAUUUGGUCGUUCACGUCGUCGAAUAAUUGAAACUAAGCAAGCGUGUAAACAAGUUAGAAAGAUGGCGCUACUUUUUAAAAGACGCGACCUCUGUCGGUGCCGCAUUUAUAUAAAAAACAUAACCUUGCGAUAUUAAUUUAUCAAGUGUACAAAAAAAUAUAUACAUAUAUAUAUAUAUAUAUUUUUUUUCCUGAUAUCGUACGAAAAAUAGUGCCUGUAUCAAAUAAAUAACACAGGCGGAUAUAAUACUUUUUUCUACAUACAAGAGCGUAAUUUUUGUAAAUUUAAUAUGCAUCGUUGUUAUUUUCUCACAGUGUUGACAAGUUUUCUAUUAAAAUAUGCAUUCUCUUUGAAAAUACAAACACCAAAAAUUGCCGUCAUUGGUGGAGGUAUAGGAGCUGCCUCGACCGCGCAUUUUCUCACCGAAUUAUUUAACAAUGAAUUAAAAAUUGACCUUUACGAAGCUAACAAGAUCGGUGGUCGUUUGGCGACGAUAAAAAUUAACGAUAACGAGUACGAGGCCGGAGGUUCGAUUAUACACCAAGAAAACAAAUACAUGCAAGAAUUUGUAAAUUUGCUUGGAAUGGAACAUAGACCUACCAGAGAGGAAAAAUUUGCUAUAUGGGACGGUACAGAUAUUGUUUUCCAAGAAAGCGAUUCCAAGAUAUUUACUUUAGCCAAAUUAAUAUAUAAAUAUGGUAUACAACCGUUUAGACUUAACAGUUAUAUAGCUUCUAUAAUUGCCGAUUUCAAUAAAAUUUACCAAUUACAAAAUAAGGGUCAGUCCUUCACCGAUCUGAUAUCUAUGCUAAUGGCCAUGAACGAGAAAUUUCCAAAGCUAUUGCAAGUGUCCAUUAAAGAUCAUCUUUUAAACAUGGGAUAUGCGGAGAAAUUGAUCGACGAAUUAGUCGAAGCGCCCUUAUUAGUAGAUUAUGGACAGACAAUGGACAUUCAAAGUUUUGUCGGUUGCGUAACGCUUGCCUCAGCUAUUGGAAAUCUAUGGGCAGUUAAAGGGGGAAACAAGAAAGUAGUCGAACACUUGAUAUAUAGAAAUGUUAACGUUAACGUAGUGUCUUCUUACGUUAAGAAGAUACGUUAUAUGACUGUUAAUAACUUUCCCAUUUAUGAAGUACAAUAUUCGAGCGAAGAUAACUCAAAUCUCAUGAAGAAUCACUAUGACAUAGUGAUCCUUGCGACUCCAUUAACGAAAGAUCAGAAGAUGCCGAUUACGUUUGAAGAAUUCCCUACGGACUUUGUAUUUUUAGGAGAAUACCAGACGACUAUCGCGACAUUUGUAAAAGGGGAUUUGAAUCGAAAUUAUUUUGGACUCGAGGAAGAAUUAGAUAACAUAUUAAGUUGCAAUUCCAAUGCGCUAAUUCAUUCCGUUGGAAGAGUGGACACGGUCGAAGGCCCAACUGAAACUGAUUCCAAAAUAUGGAAGAUCUUUAGCAAUGCCUCGUUAUCCCUUAAUGAUUUACACAAUAUUUUUCUCAAUAUCGAGGAAGUGAAAGAAAUGAUUUGGAAGGCAUACCCACGAUAUUCUACGAACGUACGAUUAGAUAAAUUUAAACUUUACGAUGGCCUUUAUCACGUUAAUGCCAUAGAAUGGGCGGCCAGUGCGAUGGAGAUGAGUGCUAUAGGUGGAAGAAACGUAGCGAUUCUAGCCUACGAUGAGUUUUUACGAAGGUUCUCGGACGAACCGCAUAGCUCGGAUAUGGACAAGGAUAAAUAUAAAAUAGAGCUCUAAGAUCAUUGGUUA